AUGUCUUUGGGCCUUGCUGACUGGCUAAAGGCAGAAGCUCACCCGUCACCCGUCGCCUGGCCAUCUCCUGGCAUGACGGGUAAGGCAAGCGUUGUAUCCCACUGGUUCAAGGCUUGCUGGCUAAUCCUUGAUACGCAGUCCAAGCUAGUAACUUACCGCAGGAGCUGUCUCGGCAAACCGGCAAAGAUCAUGUUUAUGUCGGGUAAAGCUACCCAGAUCGACAAAGCCUGA
Molecule: messenger RNA, 231 nt
Organism: Fusarium pseudograminearum CS3096
Lineage: Eukaryota; Fungi; Ascomycota; Sordariomycetes; Hypocreales; Nectriaceae
Exons: 4
Coding region: 1-231 (76 amino acids)
Source: RefSeq, a predicted model, not a curated record